Messenger RNA from Arabidopsis thaliana (thale cress), 1447 nucleotides. Its product is annotated as Pectin lyase-like superfamily protein. The record is from RefSeq and is marked reviewed. Lineage: Eukaryota; Viridiplantae; Streptophyta; Magnoliopsida; Brassicales; Brassicaceae. The transcript is spliced from 5 exons. Gene Ontology annotation, biological process: pectin catabolic process; cell wall modification. The coding region runs from base 154 to 1335 and encodes 393 amino acids. Gene Ontology annotation, molecular function: pectinesterase activity.
CUUACACUUCAUGCAAUUUCAUAUUUCAUAUUUGUUCGUAUAAAUAACUCUCUUAUGCAUCAUCUUAUUCAUUAAGUUCCUUUUAUCCUUUCCCUCUCAAACCCCUAAAUCAACCAAUCAAAGUUUCACAGAAUUAUCUUCUAUUAUUCAGGUAUGAAAAUAAUCUCAUUAUCCAUAUCCAUAGGUAUCGCAAUAAUUGCCGUUCUGGCAUCUAAAACUCUCUUUAAAACACAUCCUGAAGCUUUUGGUAUCAAAGCAAUAUCAUAUUCAUUCAAGAAAUCCUUAUGUGAUCACCAUCACCAUCAUCAUCAUCAUCAUCAUCACCACCACCGGCAUAAACCUUCGGAUACCAAAAGAAAGGUAUCAAUAUGCGACGAUUUCCCUAAAAAUAUACCUCCAUUGGACACCGACACAACAUCCUAUCUCUGCGUGGAUAAGAACGGUUGCUGCAAUUUCACGACGGUGCAAUCGGCCGUGGACGCAGUGGGGAAUUUCAGUCAAAGAAGGAACGUGAUUUGGAUAAACUCCGGCAUGUACUAUGAAAAAGUGGUGAUUCCGAAGACUAAACCAAACAUAACGUUGCAAGGACAAGGCUUCGACAUUACAGCCAUUGCGUGGAACGACACUGCCUACUCAGCUAAUGGCACAUUUUAUUGUGCCACGGUCCAAGUCUUUGGUUCUCAGUUCGUCGCUAAGAACAUCAGUUUCAUGAACGUGGCACCGAUACCAAAGCCAGGAGACGUAGGAGCUCAGGCGGUGGCAAUAAGAAUCGCCGGAGAUGAAUCAGCGUUUGUGGGAUGCGGUUUCUUCGGAGCACAAGACACUCUUCAUGACGAUAGAGGUCGUCAUUACUUCAAGGAUUGUUACAUUCAAGGAUCCAUUGAUUUCAUCUUCGGCAACGCUAAGUCUCUCUAUCAGGACUGUCGAAUAAUAUCAAUGGCUAAUCAAUUGAGCCCAGGUUCAAAAGCAGUUAACGGAGCCGUGACUGCAAAUGGGCGUAGCUCCAAGGACGAGAACAGUGGCUUCUCCUUCGUCAACUGCACAAUCGGUGGAACUGGUCACGUGUGGCUAGGUCGUGCAUGGCGGCCUUACUCACGUGUGGUUUUCGUUUCCACUACUAUGACCGAUGUUAUCGCACCCGAAGGCUGGAACAACUUCAACGAUCCCUCUAGGGACGCGACUAUAUUUUAUGGAGAGUAUAAUUGUUCGGGUCCAGGAGCAGAUAUGUCAAAGAGAGCACCAUAUGUUCAAAAACUUAAUGAGACUCAAGUUGCUCUAUUAAUUAACACGUCUUUUAUUGAUGGAGAUCAAUGGUUACAGUUUUCUGACCUUUAAAGGAAAUAUAUCAACCAAAACUCGUUGGAAUAUACUCUUUUUAUAUAUCUUGAAUCGGAACAUUAUGAUUGGAGAAAGUGCAAUUUUUACCAAUGAUUUAAACUGAAUCAUU